This is a messenger RNA of Prorocentrum cordatum, 720 nucleotides long. The record is from the annotation of a GenBank genome assembly. Lineage: Eukaryota; Dinophyceae; Prorocentrales; Prorocentraceae.
GGCCAAGCUCGUGACCCUCAUGGCGCGCCUCCUCGUCACGCUCGAGCGGGACGUCGCAGAGUUGAAGUCGACGGUCUACGAGUGCGCCGUCCUCCCAGCCGCCAAUUCUCUCGUGGAGGCCAGCGUUCGCGCGGGCAAGGAGUACAACAACACCAGCAAGGACAUGAAGAAGGCUCAGAAUCAGGGCGAGGCCCAGGACUGGAAGGGCCGAGGCAGCCCACACUUGCACAUUUUCAUGACUUUCAUGAUCGCCGCCGUCUCGCUGUUCACGGAGAGGAAAGACGAGGAGAUGAAGACGGUCGUGAUCAAGGCCAUGACGGACCUCAGGUCGGUCCCUCUGCCAGAGCUGGGGCUCAUCGUGCGGGUCUUCCGCGUGCGCCUGCACAAGAUCAAGGAUGGCGAGGGGCGCGCGGGCCACUUCGAGUGGGCGAUGGGCGGCAGGUCUCCCGCGGGCCUCGCACUGCACGAGCUGAUGGGCAGGGUCAUGACGAGCCAGUCGGCGGAGAGGAUGUCAGGCCCAGCCCCACGGGGCCCACUGGCGAGGGAGAUCAUCGGCCUGAGCAGCAAGAGCUGAGCCUCCCUGGCCUCCCCAGCCGCCAGGCCCUUCUCAGGAGUGAGAGGCUAGCAGAGUUGUUGCGCAGAGGCGCCGUCUCGGCCGAGGCGGUGCAUCGCGCCACGCAGGUUCAUAUUGUUACAUAUUCCCAUGCUGCUCUUCCGUCC